Ixodes scapularis (black-legged tick) is the source of this 1587-nucleotide messenger RNA. RefSeq names its product 2-aminomuconic semialdehyde dehydrogenase. The record is from RefSeq and is a predicted model, not a curated record. Gene Ontology annotation, molecular function: oxidoreductase activity, acting on the aldehyde or oxo group of donors, NAD or NADP as acceptor. Lineage: Eukaryota; Metazoa; Arthropoda; Arachnida; Ixodida; Ixodidae. The coding region runs from base 16 to 1482 and encodes 488 amino acids. The transcript has 10 exons.
GUGCGGCAUACCACCAUGAUGAAGCCCGACGAGAUGCUGACUGUGGAGAACUUUAUCAACGGCAAGUUCGAGGCCCACUCGGAGACCAUCGAGAACGUGGACCCGUCCACGGGGCAGGUGUACUCGCGCAUCCCGAACAGCGGGUCCCGGGAAGUGGACAAGGCAGUGCAGGCCGCCACGAUGGCCUUCACCACGUGGUCCGUCAAGUCGCCGGCGGAGCGGUCCAAGUUCCUCAUUCGAAUCGCGGACCUGAUCGAGAGCCGGAUGGACGAGUUCUCGCAGGCCGAGUCCCGCGACCAAGGCAAGCCCGUCUGGCUCGCACGCACCGUGGACAUCCCCAGGGCCGUGCACAACUUCAGGCACUUCGCCACCACGGCCCAGUGCGACAGGGAGAUGGCGAUCCCCCAGCAGACGUCCAACGUGCUGCACUACACCGUGCGCUCACCCGUGGGCGUGGUGGCCGUCAUCACCCCCUGGAACCUUCCGCUGUACCUGCUCACCUUCAAGCUGGCCCCGGCCAUGGUGUACGGGAACACGGUGGUGGCCAAGCCCAGCGAACUCACCUCCGUCACCGCCUGGCUACUCGCCAAGGUCUUCGCCGACGCAGGGCUUCCACCGGGCGUGGUGAACUUUGUGUUCGGCUUCGGCCAGAUCGUGGGCGACGCGAUGGUGCGCCACCCGCACACGAAGGCCAUCUCGUUCACGGGAAGCACCAAGACCGGCACCACCAUCGCCCAGAUGUCGGCGCCGUACGCCAAGAAGCUGUCCCUCGAGAUGGGGGGCAAAAACGCGGCUGUUGUGUUCGACGACGCCGAUCUCAAGAAGUGUGUUGCCACCCUGAUCAAGGCCAGCUUCCUGAACCAGGGCGAGAUCUGCCUGUGUACAAGUCGAAUCUUCAUUCACAAGAAGAUCUACCAGAAGUUCACCGACGCCUUCGUUCAAGAGGCCAAGAAGCUGAAGGUGGGUCCUCCCCAGAGCGAGUCGGUGUUCAUGGGCGCCCUGGUAAGCAAGGAACACCUCGAGAAGGUCAGGUUCUACAUCAAGCUGGCCAUGGAGGACGGCGGCAAGGUGCUCUGCGGAGGACUGCGAGAGGAACCAGACCUGCCCAAGGAGAACAAGAGCGGCUACUUUUUGCUGCCGACGGUGAUCGUGGACCUGCCGCAGACGUCGCGUUGCAUGCAAGAGGAGAUCUUCGGCCCAGUCACGUGCCUGGCGCCCUUUGAGAGCGAGCUGGAAGUGGUCGAAAAGGUGAACGGCGUCUGCUACGGACUCUGCGCGAGCAUCUGGUCCAAGGACGUCAGCCGCAUCCACAAGUUGGCCCAACGGCUCGAGGUUGGUACAGUCUGGUGCAACUGCUGGAUGGUCCGCCACCUGCACAUGCCAUUCGGGGGCAUGAAGAUGUCCGGCCUGGGUCGCGAAGGCACCGAUGCUUCCAAGGAGUUCUACACGGAGGUCAAGUCCAUCUGCCUCGACUACAGUUGAAAACUGGACUCCUUUCGUCCACUGCAAGCCUGCCAGCAGAGCAAACUCCUCCUCCCUAACCCCAGCCGGGCCAACCCCCCAAUAAAUGCAGCUACACAUCCGUUA